Messenger RNA from Pelodiscus sinensis (Chinese soft-shelled turtle), 958 nucleotides. RefSeq names its product stress associated endoplasmic reticulum protein family member 2 (gene SERP2). Gene Ontology annotation, cellular component: endoplasmic reticulum. The record is from RefSeq and is a predicted model, not a curated record. Gene Ontology annotation, biological process: endoplasmic reticulum unfolded protein response. NCBI's taxonomy places the organism in Eukaryota, Metazoa, Chordata, Testudines, Trionychidae.
UUCACUACACGAGCCUUGGCAGCUCCCAGCUCUGCACAAUGCAAACGGGAUGCGUGCUCGCAGCCAGGGGAAAGCGGAGCCUGCAGGCAGCCUUAGCACUUGCCGCCUGUGCUUAGGCAGCAGGGGGACCGGAAGGGUAGGAGGAAGCUGGAGAGGGUUUCCUGAGAUGAGAGAUUACUUCCGUCCAUCCAUCCUGCCAGCAGCCCUCUCCUCGCUUUGCAGCUUGCUGGGGGUACUUGGACUCGGGGCAGUUGCAGCCACACUUGCUCCACUCAGGGGGCUGUUCUUCUGGCGCGCCACAAACCAGCCCCAGAAGCCUUUUGGCCUUCGGAAUUUCUGAGCUCUCUACAUCUCCAUCCCCACAGCCAUGGUGGCCAAACAGCGGAUUCGGAUGGCUAACGAAAAGCACAGCAAAAACAUCACACAGAGAGGGAACGUAGCCAAAACCCUGAGGCCCCAAGAGGAGAAAUAUCCUGUAGGACCCUGGCUACUGGCACUGUUUGUUUUUGUUGUCUGUGGAUCAGCUAUCUUUCAGAUCAUUCAGAGUAUAAGAAUGGGCAUGUGAGGAGCUGCAUAAAUUUGACAUUGCCUUUAUCAUCCAACAUGGUAGACCAGAUACAACUUUAGCCUGACAUGAAUGCGAAGAGCUCUUAUUUGAGAGUAUCUGUGUGUUUCCUCUUGAAUGGAGCAGGUCAAAUUUCCUUUUGACCUGUCAUAUUGGUGGCGUACGUGUUUUAACUGCCACAGGAGAUGAGGACAUUUUGCUUUUCUAUUGACUUAAUGAGUUAACCACAUUGGUUAGCUGUCCCAGUGCUGUUCAGUUGAUUUAUUUUUUUCUUUUACCUAAUGUAUUUAUAUGUGAUCAUGUGAGUGCUUGUUGAUCUAUUCUGUACUUUGUGUGUAUAUAUUAUAAUUGUUUUAUGCUGGAAAUUUGUUUUUAUUACAAAUAAAUAUUCAU